CUCCUCUUCUUGUUAGGCAGCUAGCGUUCCGGGGACACGAGCAGCACCUUGAAAUAGACUUUCGGGACCAAAACAUGUCAGCCCAAAUCAUAAGCGGGAAAGAGGUUUCAGCGCAGGUGAGGGAGCGUCUGAAGAAGGAUGUGGAGCAGAUGAAGCUCCAGGACCCAAACUUCAGACCUGGUCUAGUGGUUUUGCAGGUUGGAGACCGGGAUGAUUCAAAUCUGUACAUCAGCAUGAAGCUGAAGGCAGCAGAAGAGAUUGGAAUAAAUGCAACGCAUAUGAAACUUCCCAAGACUGCAACGGAGGCAGAGAUUCUUCACAGCAUCACUCAGGUGAACGAGAACUCGUCUGUCCACGGCCUCAUCGUGCAGCUGCCUUUAGACUCCAUCCACAAGAUCGACACGGAGAAAGUCACCAACCACGUGGCCCCAGAGAAAGAUGUAGACGGACUGACCAGUAUUAAUGCAGGAAAGCUGUCUCGUGGGGAUCUGGGUGACUGCUUCAUCCCCUGCACACCAAACGGCUGCAUGGAGUUGAUCAGACAAACUGGUGUGUCUGUGGCAGGAAAGAGAGCGGUAGUGAUUGGUCGCAGCAAGAUCGUGGGCGCACCGAUGCACGACCUGCUGCUGUGGAGCCACGCCACUGUCACCACCUGCCACUCGAAAACCGCUGAUCUCCCUGGAGAGGUGAGCAAAGCAGACAUCCUGGUCGUCGGCAUCGGAAAAGCUGAGAUGGUGAAAGGAGAGUGGAUCAAGAAGGGAGCAGUCGUCAUCGACUGUGGUAUUAACCACAUCCCAGACGAGACUAAAGCAAGUGGGAAGCGGGUGGUGGGUGAUGUCCACUACGCCUCAGCCAAAGAGCAGGCCGGCUUCAUCACGCCUGUGCCCGGAGGUGUGGGACCCAUGACUGUGGCUAUGCUGAUGGCGAACACGGUGUUGAGUGCAAAGCGUUUCUUGGAGAGCCACCAACCAGGAAAGUGGAAUAUUUCUUAUACCAAACUCAACCUCCAGAAGCCCGUGCCGAGCGACAUUGUGGUUUCUCGCUCUGUGGUGCCCAAACCCAUCGACUGUCUAGCAAGAGAGGUUGGCCUGUUGUCCGAUGAGGUGGAGCUCUACGGGAAGACCAAGGCCAAGGUUCAGCUGAAUAUCAUCAAGCGGCUGCAGGCCCAGCCAGACGGCAAAUAUGUGGUGGUCACUGGCAUUACACCCACCCCCCUUGGUGAAGGAAAGAGCACCACCACCAUCGGCUUGGUCCAGGCGCUGGGAGCACACAUGAAGCUUAAUGUGUUUGCUUGUGUCCGACAGCCUUCGCAGGGACCCACCUUUGGCAUUAAAGGUGGUGCUGCAGGUGGUGGAUAUUCUCAAGUCAUUCCAAUGGAAGAGUUUAACCUCCAUCUCACCGGUGACAUUCACGCCAUCACGGCUGCCAACAACUUGGUGGCUGCUGCCAUCGAUGCUCGCAUGUUCCAUGAGUCUACACAAACUGACAAGGCUCUGUAUAACCGCUUGGUCCCGCUCAGUGGAGGACAGAGAAAGUUCUCUCCCAUCCAGAUCAACAGACUGAAAAAACUGGGCAUAGAGAAGACUGAUCCCUCCACUCUGACUGAAGAAGAGAUCACCCGCUUUGCCCGCCUGGACAUAGACCCCAGCUCUGUCACCUGGCAAAGAGUGUUGGAUACCAACGAUCGAUUCCUGAGGAAGAUCACCAUCGGCCAGGCGCCAACUGAAAAGGGAUACACAAGAGAGGCUCAGUUUGACAUCACAGUGGCCAGUGAAAUCAUGGCGGUGCUCGCCCUCACCAGCAGCCUUGAGGACAUGCGUCAGCGUCUGGCAAAGAUGGUCGUUGCCACCAGCCGCGGAGGACAGCCCAUCACCACUGAGGACCUGGGUGUGAGUGGUGCUCUAACUGUGCUAAUGAAAGAUGCCAUCAAGCCAAACCUAAUGCAGACCUUGGAGGGGACGCCUGUGUUUGUGCAUGCUGGCCCAUUUGCCAACAUCGCUCAUGGCAACUCCUCCAUCCUGGCUGAUAAAAUAGCUUUGAAGCUGGUGGGACCUGAGGGCUUUGUAGUGACGGAGGCUGGCUUUGGUGCUGACAUCGGCAUGGAAAAGUUCUUCAACAUCAAGUGUCGAUACUCAGGCCUCAGACCCCACGUGGUGGUGCUGGUGGCCACCGUCCGAGCUUUGAAGAUGCACGGGGGAGGUCCGACAGUCACUGCAGGAAUGCCACUGCCUAAGGAAUACACUGAGGAGAACCUUGAGCUGCUGGAGAAGGGCUGCAGCAACAUGAGGAAGCAGAUAGAGAACGCACAGCACUUCGGCGUGCCAGUGGUGGUGGCUGUUAAUGGUUUCAAGACCGACACCGAGGCUGAGCUGGACCUUGUCUGCAGCGUGGCCAAAGCCGCAGGAGCCUUCGAUGCCGUGCGCUGCUCGCACUGGGCUGAAGGUGGAGCAGGUGCAGUGGCCCUUGGUCAGGCUGUCCAGAGGGCCUCCGAAGCCCCGAGCAAAUUCAAGUUCCUCUAUGAAUUGGAGCUUCCUAUUGCUGAUAAGAUCCGAAUAAUCGCCCAGAAGAUCUACGGGGCGGAUGAUAUUGAGCUUCUCCCUGAGGCUCAACACAAGGUGGAGCUCUACACCAAACAGGGCUUUAGCAAUCUGCCAAUCUGCAUGGCAAAGACUCACCUGUCGCUCUCCCACGAGGCAGACAAGAAGGGUGUGCCCAAAGGGUUCAUCCUACCAAUCAGAGACAUCCGAGCCAGUGUGGGCUCUGGCUUUCUGUUCCCGCUGGUUGGCACGAUGCCCACCAUCCCUGGUCUGCCCACCAGGCCUUGUUUCUACGACAUUGACCUGGACCCUGAGACUGAACAGGUCAAUGGGCUCUUCUAAAGCGCGCCUCUGCACUGUACGAUGACCCAGCGUCCCCCACUGAGCCUUAAUGAGAUGUGAUGGACUCAUUACUGGAAGCGCCAUGAGCUUGUCUGCUGGUGCUGUUUUUGUUUGUUGUUUUUCAUUCAGACACUGACAUCUGUAAAUAAUUGAUUUGCUUUGCCCAGAGGGCUGCAGAUGGGUAAAUCAAGAAACUUAAUUAAUCACAGAGCAGUUUACCCCCAGAGAUUGUGUACGAGGGAGAAGUGUCCUACUGACAAUUCUUUCAGAUGCAUCUCUCGCUGCACAUAAACAGGCAAAAACCCUCAGUGAAAAUAAUAACAGGCCUAUAUUAUAUUUUUAAGUGACAAAUCUAAACUCCUGUAUUGACCACUUGUGUAUAUUUUGUGUGCAGUACACCAGGAGCAUCUCUUCCAGGCCACCGUCCUUCCUCCAACUCUGUGUGCCUUUGAGAUACAUUUAGUAUUAAAAGAAAAACAUCGGAACCUGAAAAUAAUGUUGAUUUACAAGAUGUCUCUUUUUCUGAACAACCUUCCAUCCAUCGCCUGUCAAAUGUCCCAUUUUGUCUGUCCUUUAUUCUAAUUGACUAUUUCUAACACUGUCUAACACUGCUGGAGAAAUCAUUGUGUUUUAAAUCAGUGGUUUCAACUUUUUUUUGUCAGAAAACAUCAAAUAAAUUGUCCAUGAUGACCCACUUA
This is a messenger RNA of Plectropomus leopardus (leopard coralgrouper), 3577 nucleotides long. RefSeq names its product C-1-tetrahydrofolate synthase, cytoplasmic. NCBI's taxonomy places the organism in Eukaryota, Metazoa, Chordata, Actinopteri, Perciformes, Serranidae. Gene Ontology annotation, biological process: tetrahydrofolate interconversion. Gene Ontology annotation, molecular function: formate-tetrahydrofolate ligase activity; methenyltetrahydrofolate cyclohydrolase activity; ATP binding. Gene Ontology annotation, cellular component: cytosol. The record is from RefSeq and is a predicted model, not a curated record.